This is a messenger RNA of Bipolaris victoriae FI3, 2688 nucleotides long. RefSeq lists its product as hypothetical. The record is from RefSeq and is a predicted model, not a curated record. Bases 1 to 2688 code for a protein of 895 amino acids. The transcript is spliced from 4 exons. Lineage: Eukaryota; Fungi; Ascomycota; Dothideomycetes; Pleosporales; Pleosporaceae.
AUGGCCAUGCAGCGACCAGUGACGCCCUCGGCCUCCUACCAAGCCGUGCCACAGGUCGACGAUCCAGCCUACCUCAGCAGAGGAUACGGCACUGGCACCAAUGACUUUGCAUCCUCUCCACCAGCAACGCACUAUGAUCGCUCUCGCCUCGGCAGGUUCGAGGAAGACUUCGACGCGCCCACUCGGGGCACUUCAGUCAUUGACGGCGACAUGCACCCGCGCUCCUCCUCGCGCUCCUCUACCCUGAACCAAGGCCUCACGCCUUCACGCGGUGGUACCUUGAAGAAGAAGGGCUCCGUAAAGAGGAGUGGCAGUCUCAAGCGCAGUGGAAGCAGAAAGUCCUUGCACGCUGGCAGCAUUCGUGGCGUGGCCAUCGACGACCAGGAACGUGGCUACGAUCGCGAGAAUAGUGUCUUCUACACACCCGUCCCUACCAAAGGCUCACCUACCGAAAUCCUAGCAGAGCGCUUUCAAACCUGGCGCAAGUUCCUAAAAGACCUCAUUACCUAUUUCCGAGAGGUCGCUGCUUCCUACGAACACCGAGCCAAGUCACUCCUCAAAGUCUCAAACGUAAUCAACAACACCAAUGCGCCCUCUGUGCUCCUCACCGAGGGAGGCUUAAACGACGCCAACCGCAUCCUCCGCGAUUUCCACAAGCAGGCAAUUGCUGAAGCCAACAAGGCCCGGGACGUGGAGACAGACGUCAUCAACCAACUCAGUAGUCUCCGCGCCGACCUGGCGCAAAAGAUCAAGGAAAUCAAGUCUCUUUCAGGAGACUUCAAAAACAAUGUUGAGAAGGAAAAGGAAAUCACCAGAAAAUGUGUGACAGCACUUGAGGAGGCUCUCGCAACAGCUGAGGCAGACCCUACAGCUGCUGCUGGCAAGGGUGAUCCAUAUGUCGUCCGCUUGGGCGUCGAGCGACAGGUCGAGAGGCAGAUUGACGAGGAGAACUACCUACACAGGGCAUACCUUAACAUUGAAAACUCUGGUCGCGAACUCGAGUCGAUUGUCGUUGGCGAAAUUCAAAAGGCCUAUAACGCUCUGGCCAGCAUUUUGAAGCGCGAGGCGGAUGAGCAGUACAACACGGUUGAAAGACUGCGGAAUGGCCCAAUUGCCAUGCCCCGUGACCUCGAAUGGAGCAAGUUUGUGAGAAGCGAUCCUCACUUUGUCGACCCCGAUCUACCAUUGCGUAAACUCGGGGACAUCCAGUAUCCCGGCAAAUACCACCCAGCCACCACAGAGGUUAGGGCUGGUAUGCUCGAGAGAAAGAGCAAGUACCUCAAAUCAUACACCCCAGGCUGGUAUGUCUUGUCGCCAACCCAUCUCCACGAAUUCAAAUCUGCCGAUCGCAUCUACACUCAGCCUCCAGUCAUGUCCUUGUAUCUGCCAGACCAGAAGCUUGGUUCUCGUUCCCAGCCCGGAAGUUCCUCCCACAAGUUCGUUAUCAAAGGCCGUCAAGCUGGAUCCAUGCACCGUGGCCAUACUUGGGUAUUCCGGGCCGAGACUUACGAUACGAUGGUGGCCUGGUUUGAAGAUAUCAAGGCCUUGACAGAGAAGAGUGGCGAAGAGCGCAACGCUUUUGUUCGCCGACACGCAAGUGUUAGGAGCACCAGCGCUGGCAGCGCCCGCUCGGCCAGCUCCGACGGCGGUCUCGAGGAAGACGAGGCAGACGCCGUUCCAUUUUCCGCCAACCAGUCAUUGAAAGAUCAAGCCAGGGACCAGUCCUCGACGCGACCUACACGACCUUCUCCAGGUGGGCGAUUUCCGUCUGAUUUAAUGGUCAACCGUAACUUACAAGCGCCCCUUUCGCCAUCUAGUGGAAGUUCGGAGGUCAAUUAUGAUUUAACAACUGCAUCUGGGGGACCACCACAAGAAAUGCACCCCAUGUAUCUCGGGCACGAAUCAGCACACCAGCCCCUUGAGCCUAUGCAGCACGCGCAGUAUGCCCAGCCAGACCAACAACAACCACAUCAUACGUACGAAAAUCCAUACACUGCCCAGCAAUCGUAUGCACCUGCAGCCCACGACUAUCCUGUUCAACCUAUCCAAUCUGAGAGCCACUAUCCAAUCUACCCUGAAAACGACCAGCCCCUUCAACGUCACGAUAGUAACAACUAUGGUAACUGGAUUGCACCCGCCGCUGGAGGAGCAGCGACUGUAGCCCUAGCAAAUGAAGCAUACCGGAAGAAACAAUUGGCCCAGCAACACGCAGAAGCUCGACAGCAAGAAUUGAACGGUCAGUCUCAGACCAUGAAUUAUUCACAAGAUCAUUCUGCCCACGUCCAUGAGCAAUACUCUGGUGAGAUCAGGCCUGAUCAAAUCGAUGAUACCGGUUACGUUGCUCCCAAUGUGCAACCAACGUCUGCACCAAUCGUUGCUCCCAUCAUGGACAAUCAGACCCAUCCUCAGCAAACCAACGGUGCUGAAACACCAGUCACUACGUCGUCUUUUUUAGGCGAGUCUGAGGUAGGCGCCGCCCCUACCUCUGGCAAGACUGUCAAUGGCGGCCCUGUUCCUGUUGAGCUGGUAGACACUGCUGAGGAGAUGGUACAGCCUGGAAUGGUCAAGCGGACAGGCACUGACUUCAGUGUUAGCGAUCUUCAUGUUCCGGGCCAGUAUCCGAGGACCAGUAUCAGUGAUGCCACAAUCACCCCAAGGGUACCUAAUGGUAUUGCAACAACGCAGUAG